GCUGGUGUUGAAAGCGAAGGUGGCCAGGGAGAGCCCGGGGCCACUCGAGCUUGUUUGGUGUUUAGAAACCUGCUGCCGAGAGAAGGAAAGGAGAGUCAGGGACUGGGAUGGGGGAAAUCCACGUGAAACGUUUCCUUGGCCCCAAAACCACGGCAUUUGCCUCUCAGAUUUCGGGGACAGGACCUGAGCCUCCCUUCCUCCUGACAAGGGGCCGGGACGUGGCUGCGGGGCCAAACACGUCUGCGCGGUGUCACCUCCACGCUCCCGGGCUGGGCACGGCGCAGGGCUGGGACCCCCAAAUCUCCGUCCCUCCCAAGGCAGCUGUCCCCAGGGGACAGGGGACAAGGGCCAGCGCUGUCCCUGGUGGGAGCGGUCCGAUUUCCUCCUCCUCCUCCGUUACACCUUCGCACAGCGCUGGCCGGAAAAGCGCGGCCGUGACCGCAGCGAAGCAAGCGGGGCCCUUCCUGCCCCGAGCCACCAGUUCCCCCGCGAGCUCAGGGGACGGGGACGGGGACGUUUCGGGGGCUCCUCACCGCCCUGCCUCGCUCCCUCCGGCCCCGCGGGGUGGCUGGGGGACGCUGUGCUGCUUGGAAGGAGGUGCCUCUCGUCCUCCCCGCGGUGCCAUGGAGCAGCUGAAGUGACCCGCGGAGCCGUCACAGCCGUGCCAGGAUGGGCUGCGUGCACUGCAAGGAGAAGGUGGCCGGCAAGGGGCAGGCAGGGAGCAGCGCGGGGCCCUCAUCGGCCCCCACCCUGCAGUACGACGCCGACCCCGCGCAGCUCGGCGGCGCCUUCACCCACAUCCCCGACUUCAACAACUUCCACGGCACCGCCGUGCCCACCGCUGCGCCCUUCGCGGGGCCGGGCUUUUACCCCUCCAACACGCUGCAGGCGCACAGCAGCAGCAUCACAGGUGGGGGUGUGACGCUUUUCAUCGCCCUGUACGACUACGAGGCCAGGACGGAGGAUGACCUGAGUUUUCAGAAAGGGGAGAAGUUCCACAUCAUCAACAACACCGAGGGUGACUGGUGGGAGGCCAGGUCGCUGAGCUCAGGCGACACGGGCUACAUCCCCAGCAACUACGUGGCCCCCGUGGACUCCAUCCAGGCAGAGGAGUGGUACUUCGGGAAGAUCGGGCGCAAGGAUGCAGAGCGGCAACUCCUGUGCCACGGCAACUGCAGGGGCACCUUCCUCAUCCGGGAGAGCGAGACGACGAAAGGUGCCUACUCCCUCUCCAUCCGGGACUGGGACGAGGCCAAGGGCGACCACGUGAAGCACUAUAAGAUCCGAAAGCUGGACAGCGGGGGGUACUACAUCACCACGCGGGCGCAGUUCGACACCGUGCAGCAGUUGGUCCAGCACUAUAUAGAACGGGCGGCCGGGCUGUGCUGCCGCCUGGCCGUGCCGUGCCCCAAGGGGACCCCCAAGCUGGCCGACCUCUCGGUCAAAACCAAAGACGUGUGGGAGAUCCCCCGCGAGUCCCUCCAGCUCCUCAAGAAGCUGGGCAACGGGCAGUUCGGGGAAGUGUGGAUGGGCACGUGGAACGGCACCACCAAGGUGGCGGUGAAGACGCUGAAGCCGGGCACCAUGUCCCCCGAGGCCUUCCUGGAGGAGGCUCAGAUCAUGAAGCGGCUGCGGCACGACAAGCUGGUGCAGCUCUACGCCGUGGUGUCGGAGGAGCCCAUCUACAUCGUCACCGAGUUCAUGAGCCAAGGCAGCUUGCUGGACUUCCUAAAGGACGGGGACGGCCGCUACCUGAAGCUGCCCCAGCUGGUGGACAUGGCUGCCCAGAUCGCCGCGGGCAUGGCCUACAUCGAGCGGAUGAACUACAUCCACCGGGACCUGCGCGCUGCCAACAUCCUGGUGGGCGACAACCUGGUGUGCAAGAUCGCUGACUUCGGCCUCGCCCGCCUCAUCGAGGACGACGAGUACACGGCACGCCAGGGUGCCAAAUUCCCCAUCAAGUGGACGGCCCCGGAGGCGGCGCUUUUUGGGAAGUUCACCAUCAAGUCGGACGUCUGGUCCUUCGGCAUCCUCCUGACCGAGCUGGUGACCAAAGGCCGGGUGCCCUACCCAGGGAUGAACAACCGGGAGGUGCUGGAGCAGGUGGAGAGGGGGUACCGCAUGCAGUGCCCGGGGAACUGCCCCCCCUCCCUGCACGAGGUGAUGGUGCAGUGCUGGAAGCGGGAGCCCGAGGAGCGCCCCACCUUCGAGUACCUCCAGUCCUUCCUCGAGGACUACUUCACGGCCACCGAGCCCCAAUACCAGCCGGGGGACAACCAGUGACCCCAUGCUAUGGGGGGGGGUGGACAGGGGGGGAGCGAAUCCCCCCCUUUUUGCAGGGGGGUUUCUCGCUCCCAUUGCCUGUGCCCCCCUGUAAACGCCCAUGGGGUCGUGCAGGGGGUGCCACCGGGGGGGCUUUGCACAAGGAUUUUGGACUCAGGGGGCAGCGCCUUGCCCAGAUGUGCACCCCCCCCCCAGCCCCUCUCUCGUUGCCUUCACAGCCAGCUUUGAACCUGAGAAGUGCUUUGGCUGGGGGGAGGAGGGUGGGUGCCCCCCCGUGCCCCCCACACCCCUACCCCACAGCAGCAGAGGCCUCAGGGGGCGGGUGGGCAAGGGUGCGCCCUCCCCACGCCAACCCCAUCCCCUUGUCCCCAGCUCUGCCAGCUCAUCUCCACACAGGUGGGGGGGGAGCAGAGCGGGGGCUCAGCCCCCCAGAUCCUAGCACUGAGCUUCAGCCCCCCCUUAUAUCGCCUUUAAUUUAUACAGUUUCACCCCCCACACACACCCCAGCAGGCACCCACACCCAGGGAACCCCUAUAUGUGGGGGGGGGGGACAGGAUCCUUGCUCCUCCCCCCCCUCCCCCCCCUCCCUUUUAACUCCUGUCCUUAAAUUAGAGCCAAAUCCUUAAAGCCAUAAACCCCUGCUUGCAGUGGGGGGG
Cygnus olor (mute swan) is the source of this 2939-nucleotide messenger RNA. It is a transcript of the gene FGR, whose product is annotated as FGR proto-oncogene, Src family tyrosine kinase. The record is from RefSeq and is a predicted model, not a curated record. Gene Ontology annotation, biological process: integrin-mediated signaling pathway; innate immune response; cell differentiation. Gene Ontology annotation, cellular component: extrinsic component of cytoplasmic side of plasma membrane. The coding region runs from base 670 to 2283 and encodes 537 amino acids. The transcript is spliced from 13 exons. NCBI's taxonomy places the organism in Eukaryota, Metazoa, Chordata, Aves, Anseriformes, Anatidae. Gene Ontology annotation, molecular function: non-membrane spanning protein tyrosine kinase activity; ATP binding; signaling receptor binding.